Molecule: messenger RNA, 2433 nt
Organism: Recurvomyces mirabilis
Lineage: Eukaryota; Fungi; Ascomycota; Dothideomycetes; Mycosphaerellales; Teratosphaeriaceae
Gene: PFK1
Product: 6-phosphofructokinase, alpha subunit
Exons: 1
Coding region: 1-2433 (810 amino acids)
Biological process (GO): fructose 1,6-bisphosphate metabolic process; fructose 6-phosphate metabolic process; canonical glycolysis
Cellular component (GO): 6-phosphofructokinase complex; mitochondrion; cytoplasm
Molecular function (GO): identical protein binding; monosaccharide binding; ATP binding
Source: RefSeq, a predicted model, not a curated record
AUGGCAGAAAUAACUCUCACCCCGCCCGCCGUGCCAGCAGGCGGGAAACGUAUAGCAGUCAUGACCUCUGGCGGCGACAGUCCCGGUAUGUCAGGAGCUGUGCGAGCCGUUGUCCGCCAGACACUGGCUAGCGGCUGCGUGGCUUUCGCGGUGUAUGAAGGCUAUCAAGGACUUGUCGACGGCGGCGACAUGAUCAAGGAAAUGGCAUGGGAAGAUGUGCGAGGAUGGCUUAGUGAAGGCGGUACUUUGAUCGGAACAGCACGAUGUAGAGCUUUCAUGGAACGGGCGGGACGAUUGACGGCUGCAAACAAUAUGGUGGAGAAGGGUAUCGAUGCGUUGAUCAUUUGUGGUGGUGAUGGGUCUUUGACUGGAGCGGACAAGUUUCGCAGCGAGUGGCCUGGGUUUAUGGAUGAGUUGGUGAAGACGGGCAAGAGGAGGGAGGAGGAGGUUGCACCGCAUAGGCAUUUGAAUAUAGUGGGAUUAGUCGGCUCAAUUGAUAACGAUCUCAGUGGGACGGAUGCGACGAUCGGGUGUUACAGUUCGCUGGAAAGGAUUUGCCAGGCGAUCGACUACAUCGAUGCGACGGCCUUUUCACAUCAGAGAGCUUUCGUGAUCGAGGUCAUGGGACGGCAUUGUGGAUGGUUGGCUCUCAUGGCAGGUGUGAGUUGUGGUGCGGACUUCAUCUUUAUCCCGGAGAACCCGCCGAGUGAGAACUGGGCGGCGGAUAUGUGCAGUGUGGUCAAGAAGCACAGAGAGAUGGGCAAGCGGAAAACGAUUAUUGUGGUGGCGGAGGGUGCGCAUGACAGGCAACUUAACCAUAUCUCGCCUUCAGCGGUCAAGACAUUGCUUUCGGAGAGGGUUGGCCUGGACACGAGGGUAACGACUUUGGGACAUGUGCAGCGUGGUGGACCACCGAGCGCAUACGAUCGCAUGUUGGCGACCUUGCAGGGUGUGGAGGCUGUCAAGGCCGUGCUGGAUUCAACCCCAGAGACUGAGUCACCUGUUAUCUGUAUUGUGGAGAACAAGAUCGUACGAAAGCCUCUGGUGGACGCGAUUGCGAAGACGAAGGAAGUGGCUGCGAUGAUUGAGCGCAAGGACUUUGAGGGUGCUAUGAAGGGUCGAGAUGCAGAGUUCGAGGAGUUCUUGGAAGCCUUCAACAUUACCACUGCAACGGAGAAGUCCGGCAUGCUUCUACCGAAAGAACAGCGUAUGCGCGUGGGUCUGAUUCAUGUUGGUGCGCCGGCUGGUGGUAUGAAUGCCGCUACACGAGCAGCUGUGGCAUACUGCCUGGUCAAAGGCCAUACACCAGUUGCGCUCUACAACGGCUUCCCGGGCCUCUGCAGACAUCACGACGAUAAACCUCUUGGCUCUGUUCGCGAGCUCGGCUGGCUGGAUGCAGAGAGCUGGGCUUCGCGAGGUGGCUCUGAAAUUGGCACAAAUCGUGGUCUGCCAGCUGAGGACUUCGAGAAGACUGCUUUCUGCUUCGAGAAGUAUAAGAUCGAUGCUCUUUUCGUGGUCGGUGGUUUCGAGGCUUUCACAGCUGUAUCUCAACUACGGAAGGAGCGCAAGAACUUCGACGCUUUCAAGAUCCCCAUGGUCGUCCUGCCCGCUACGGUCUCCAACAACGUCCCAGGAACAGAAUACUCGAUCGGCUCCGACACCUGUCUGAACGCUCUGAUCUCCUACUGCGACGCCAUCAAGCAGUCGGCGAGCGCAAGUAGAAGACGAGUCUUCGUAGUAGAAACGCAAGGUGGAGCGUCCGGAUACGUCGCCACAAUCGCCGGUCUUGCGAUUGGCGCACUUGCGGUUUACACUCCGGAAGAAGGAAUCCACCUCAAUAUGCUAGUCGAGGAUAUCAAAUACUUGAAGGAGCAGUUUGCCACCGACAAAGGCCAUGCGCGAAGCGGCAAGAUUAUCCUCCGAAACGAGAAGGCGAGCUCGGUGUACACGACCGAACUGAUAGCAAACAUUAUAAAAGAAGAAUCCGGCGGCCGCUUCGAUGCCCGUUUCGCCGUACCCGGUCAUGUCCAACAAGGUGGUGUCCCAUCGCCUAUGGAUCGUGUCCGUGCCGUACGUUUCGGCGUCAAGUCUCUCCAGUACCUAGAAAAGAUGUUCGGGAAAUCCAAGCAGGAGAUCUUUGAAGACCCUAUGAGUGCGACCGUCAUCGGUAUACGUGGUGCCAGGGUCAAAUUCUCUGCGAUGGAGAAGAUCGAGAGGGAGGAGACGGACUGGAAGGACAGGCGGCCAAAGGACGAGUUUUGGAUUGAGCUUGGAGGGGUGGUGAAUACGCUUUCCGGAAGGCAGAGGGGGAAGAGGUUGUUGAGUGGGAAGAAUACUCCGAUGCCGCCGGGUAGUCCGGAUGUGCCGGCCAAGUCGCAAGAGGAUAUCGAUAGGAAGGAGAGUCUGCGGGUUGGCGGGACUUCGAAUCUUUGA